AUUGAUUAAUUAUCAAUCUACAUAAUCUCUAAUGAAAUGUCUUCCUUGCAACUCUGUCGAGGCCUCCCUCGCUUUCGCCCUGGUUUCGUCUCUCGCUUUUCCUUGACAAUACCAACAGCAAGACAAUUCACCCACCCAACACAUUUGAUCCACGCCAACAACACACCGACAGACUCCGAACCACCGCAGAAUGAGAUCCUCCAGCUCUCGCUGCGUCUGGCUCGCGCACCGCUCAACCACCGCGCCACACUAUCCGCAACAGAAUAUUUCCCGCGCGACACCGACCGCGCCCCCGUCCGCCGCGAGCUCGCCAAGCUAGACCUCGUCGCCGACUACGGCGUGCAGGCUCGCGACCUGCGCGAUCUCGACCUCCCCUCGGACGCGAACCCGCAUGUCCUCGUCCGGCCGGAGACGGUGCUCGUGGACUUUUUCGAUCUGCGGUUGCUCAUCCAGGCCGGUCGCGUCCUAGUCGUCGACACUGCGGGAGGGGGGAAAUCGAGUCCGAAAGCUGUCUUCUUAGAACAGAUCAAAAAGAUCACAGAGAAUACUGAUAAUACUACUACUAAUAAUAAUACGAAAGCAGCGUUUGAAUUCCUCGUCCUAGAAUCAAGUCUCGUGGCCGUGACGGUCUCCCUGGAGGCAGAGUUCCUGCUCACCCGCCGACUCGUGGAAACACAUCUGGCAAGCCUCAGCCUGGCCGCCGUGGAAACCCGACAUGCAGAUCUGGACAUUCUGCUCCGCCAGACCGAAUCCCUCGCGGAGAUCGAGCAUCGCGCACGACUCGUCCGCGCGGCUAUCCAGGAGAUCCUUGAUUCCGACGAAGACCUAGCAGCCACGUAUCUGACUGACGCGGUGGUUCGGGGCAAACCGCACGCCGUCGCAGACCACCAGGAAGCAGAGUACCUGUUUGAAACGUAUCUGAAGACCACGCACGGGGUCGUCGAGUCGGCUAGCUCGUUGCUGCGUCGUAUCCGGCGCACGGAAGCUACCGUCGGGGCCCUCCUCGAUGUCAAACGUAACCAGAUCAUGUACCUUGAUGUUCGGUUGUCGGUUCUUGCCGCGGGGGUUGCCUUGGGGACCUUUGUCGCGGGGCUGUACGGUAUGAAUCUCGUCAAUUACCUCGAGGAGAGUCCUGUGGGGUUUGUCGUCAUGAGUACCGGGUGUGUUCUGCUUGGUCUGGUUGUUGUUUGGGCGGGAGGGAGGAGAAUCAAGGGUAUCCAGCGCAUUCACAAGUAGCACGAGUCUGUAUAACCAAUCAUACUAUGUAUAUAGUUACAAUUUAUAAUGUAGUACAGUACAUCAGAUCAAUCUACAACGCUAGAGAAAAUAAUCCCGAACAGGAGGAUGCGGCACUUGAGACAAAGACACCCCUUUACAUGCAGCAAGGAUCA
This is a messenger RNA of Penicilliopsis zonata CBS 506.65, 1391 nucleotides long. RefSeq lists its product as hypothetical. The transcript has a single exon. Gene Ontology annotation, biological process: mitochondrial magnesium ion transmembrane transport. The coding region runs from base 37 to 1236 and encodes 399 amino acids. Gene Ontology annotation, molecular function: magnesium ion transmembrane transporter activity. Gene Ontology annotation, cellular component: mitochondrial inner membrane. The record is from RefSeq and is a predicted model, not a curated record. Lineage: Eukaryota; Fungi; Ascomycota; Eurotiomycetes; Eurotiales; Aspergillaceae.